AUGCCUGCUUUCUCGCACCUGAUCCGCUUCCUGGCCAAAGACGGCCAAGUCUACUACGGCGAUGCCAUCCUCCCUCCCGGCGUGACUGACAUCGCCAAAGCGACACAAGCCAGAGUGAUCAAGGGUGACAUUUUCGGACAACAUCAAGUCACGCACCAAACAGCUGAGGUGAAAUUGCUUCUGGCCCCUCUGGCAAGAGAAGACAUCGGCACCGUGCGUGGUCUAGGGUUGAACUAUGAGCAGCAUGCGAAGGAGUCCAACCUGCCCAUCCCCAAGUACCCUGUGCUCUUCUACAAGCCCGUCACCUCAAUCGGGGGUCCUACCGACGACAUCCCUGUGCCUUACUUGGUGCAAGGUGAUGAGGGACUGGACUACGAGUGUGAGCUGGUUAUUGUCAUUGGCAAGCUGGCCAAGGACGUGCCUGAGAACCGGGCUUUGGACUAUGUGCUUGGUUAUGCGGUGGGUAAUGACGUCUCGCACCGGGACUGGCAGAUCAAGCGUGGAGGAGGGCAGUGGGCCCUGGGUAAGAGUUUCGAUGGCUGGGCACCCUUUGGGCCCGGUAUCGUGACCACGGAUGUAAUCCGCGAUCCCAAUGCUUUGAUGAUCUCUACCAAACUGAAUGGCCAAACUGUCCAGCGUUCGUCGACCAAGGAUAUGAUCUUUCAUGUGGCUCAAACCGUGUCAUUCUUGUCCAAGGGGACGACUUUGUUGCCCGGAGAUCUGAUUUUCACCGGAACACCCCAAGGAGUGGGCAUGGGCCGUAAGCCCCAACUUUGGUUAAAGGAUGGAGACCAGGUUGAGGUUUCGCUUGACAAUGUAGGAUCGUGCGUCAACAAGGUCGUCUACGAAAAGCCAUCGCCUAAGCUUUAG
This is a messenger RNA of Aspergillus chevalieri, 870 nucleotides long. Its product is annotated as fumarylacetoacetate hydrolase family protein. Lineage: Eukaryota; Fungi; Ascomycota; Eurotiomycetes; Eurotiales; Aspergillaceae. The record is from RefSeq and is a predicted model, not a curated record. The transcript is spliced from 3 exons. Bases 1 to 870 code for a protein of 289 amino acids. Gene Ontology annotation, molecular function: catalytic activity.